AUGACCAGCCCCUUCCAGAACUCCCAGAACCCCCAGAACACCCGACAAAGCAGCUUCUUGCCAGCUCCCCUCUACCCUCGGUCCUCGUAUGCCUCUGUAGCCGACACGAGCCCUCGAGCUUCCACAGCAACACACGGAAGCACUCGCACAGGGCCCGGUUCCUUCAGCCACAUCCUGAACCCCGUCGACCCAGACUGGGACAACCACUAUCCAUCCACCGCCAGAGAUCACGAGAGCACGGGCACUAUGACGCAGAACGGCUCGCACCUGGACCGAGGAGCCCCCGGUGGUCUGUACCCGAGAUCUCAACCACAACAACUGCCACACUUCUCACGAGCAUUCGAGAUGUUCAUGAGCCGGACGCCCCUCGACAGCCUCCCUCCCGUCGACAUCUUGGCCACCGGCCGGAUGAGCCCCACCGCCGCCAGCGCAGGCGCCAGAACCGGCAGUCUCCCCAGGCCAUCGUACCUGCAGGGCUCGCACUACCUGGCGAGGUUAGAGCAACAGACCCACCAGAGGGCACUGGCUCAGAGGCAGAGGCAGGAUGCGCAAGAAAAGAACGGGACCAGCCUGCCGAGCGACAAGCCCCCAGCGCAGCAGCAGCAACCAUACCUGGGCAUCGCACGCGACGUGGUUGAGCGCACGCCCCCGCACGAAGAGGACGACGUGAUGGAUUCGCUGCCCUCACGAUGGAGCGCCGUCAAGGAGGAUAGGGCCAGCGGGCUUGAUGUCUUAUCGGAUGGUUUGGAGGUCAAAUAUACGGGGCCUAGGGAUCCCAACGAGAGGGACCACGAGGCGCGUGCCAUCCGCGCUGACCAGCCCAUGCCCGUCCAGUGCGGGCUCUACUACUAUGAGGUGACAAUACUGGGCAGAAAACAUAACGACACUUUGAUCGGCGUCGGCUUCUCAAGUAAAUCGGCAUCAUUAAAUCGAGCACCCGGAUGGGAACCCGAGUCCUGGGGUUACCACGGCGAUGACGGUCACUGUUUCCAGGCGCAGAACGUGGGCAAGCACUACGGUCCUACCUUCGGUUACGGCGAUGUGAUCGGGUGCGGUGUCAACUUUAGAACAGGGACCGCCUUCUUCACCAAAAAUGGACAUUACCUCGGCAUCGCCUUCAGGGAAGUCAAGGGGAAGCUGUACCCCUCUGUUGGCCUCAAAAAGACCGGCGAGCAUGUUCGUGUCAACUUCGGCCAGACACCGUUCAUUUACCCGGCCGCUGCUCCUGAGGAGUCCUGGGACGACUCCACGGACGAGAAGGAGAUCAGACAACUCGAAAAGGAGAUCGAGCAAGCAGAUACCACCAAACUCGCACCACCACUCAGCGAGACGGAGCUCAUCCAACAAUUAGUCCUGCAAUUUUUACAACAUGACGGCUACGUGGACACGGCACGAGCUUUCGCCCAAGAAAUACAAUCCGAAAAGCAAUCUCUCUGUUUAGAUCCCAAUGAGGAGAUACCCGGCAUCGACAUAAAAGAUGACGAGGAUGCCAACAAUCGACAAAGUAUUCGUCGAGCCAUCUUGGAGGGCGAUAUUGACAAAGCACUCAAGCAUACCAAGGCAUCUUACCCACAGGUCCUCGAAGAGAAUGAGCAGGUCCAUUUCCGCCUUCGGUGUCGCAAGUUCAUCGAGAUGAUCCGACGAGAGGCCGAGACGAACCUCGUGGGCGCGGGUGGCCCUAAAGGUAACCACGCCACUGCCAACGUCUCCGGCCACAACGGUCACAGCCAGCCCCCAGCCGUCGACAUGGAACUUGACGAGGACAUGGAGGACCUGGACGGCGCGGCGGGCCAGCGGGAUCUCACACAGGACGCGCUGCUUUAUGGGCAGACGCUGCAGGCAGAGUACCUUGGCGACGAGCGGCGGGAGGUGCACGCAGCUCUCAACGAGAUCUUCGGCCUGAUGGCGUACCCGAAUCCGCUUAAGGAGGCCAAGGUCGCACACCUGCUGGACCGCAAGGGACGGGUGGCUGUCGCGGAGGAGCUUAAUUCUGCCAUAUUACACAAAUGCCGGGAAGAGAAGACAAGAAAACAGCAAGAAGGAAAGUUUAAGGUUUUCAAGACUGACACACUGAGAUUAGAAUCCCUCGGCAAGUCAUCCCGCGCGGCAUUGGAAAACAUGUACGCGCAAACCUCGGUGCUCCUAGACGACCUGGCGGAGACGGGUGGGUCCGGCGCAUUCGUCACGCUGCAGAGCGUCAUUGACGAGAUCGAAACGCCGACACAAGAUUUCUAG
This is a messenger RNA of Diaporthe citri, 2235 nucleotides long. RefSeq lists its product as uncharacterized. Gene Ontology annotation, biological process: cell surface receptor signaling pathway; cytoskeleton organization. Gene Ontology annotation, molecular function: protein binding. Bases 1 to 2235 code for a protein of 744 amino acids. The record is from RefSeq and is a predicted model, not a curated record. The transcript is spliced from 8 exons. Gene Ontology annotation, cellular component: cytoplasm. Lineage: Eukaryota; Fungi; Ascomycota; Sordariomycetes; Diaporthales; Diaporthaceae.